AUGGAGCCUGGAAACCCUGGUCAGUUCAGUCCCUCACCGGGGUCAUCGGAGGAGGGCGUGUCACCCUCCUCAGAGGAAGGCUUGGUGCAAGUGGACGGCCAGACGGCCGCACUGCAACAGUCCGCCGAGACGGCAGGAGACGUCGCAAAUUUCACCACCAUUGUCGUCCAGGAAGGGGUACUUCCCGGCGAAGCGCCCUACGUGUGUCCCGACUGUGGCAGGAGCUUCCUGUACGAGGAGCAGUGUGCCUUGCACCAGCAGUCCCACCUCCGAGUCUCUCCAGUCUCUCCGGGCGACGGUCCCGCACAACGUCCCCAGCCAGAGGUCAGGGCGUAUACCUGUCCGGAUUGCGGGCGCUGGUUCCCCCAUCAGGCCAGCCUGAGCAAACACCGCCUCUGGCACACCGGCGAGCGGCCGCACACCUGCGCCGAGUGCAAGAAGACGUUCCGGCUGAAGAUCAACCUGCACCUUCACGAGCGUACCCACGCGGUCGCCAAAAAGCCUGGCUACUACAUCUGCGGGCAGUGCGGCCGGACGUUCAACCACCACUCGAAUUUUUUGCGGCACCAGAUGAUCCACACCGGGGAGCGGCCGUACGCCUGCGGGGAGUGCGGGAAGACGUUCAUCCGUAAGGAGCACCUGGCCACCCACGGGCGGCUACACACGGGCGAGCGGCCCUACCGGUGCCCGCUCUGCCCGAAGAGCUUCACGCGCAAGCAGCACCUGGUGGGACACCAGCGCCUGCACGAGGGGGAGGCAAUCUGGCUGGAGGAUCACCCCACUCAGAGGGACGGGCAUGGCCAACCGGGUGGCGUCGGACUUCAGGCAGACCCCAUCGAGCCCAUACUCGGACAAGAGACGUAUCCCCCGUAA
Messenger RNA from Protobothrops mucrosquamatus (brown spotted pit viper), 873 nucleotides. RefSeq names its product gastrula zinc finger protein XlCGF7.1-like. The transcript has a single exon. Lineage: Eukaryota; Metazoa; Chordata; Lepidosauria; Squamata; Viperidae. The record is from RefSeq and is a predicted model, not a curated record. The coding region runs from base 1 to 873 and encodes 290 amino acids.